This is a messenger RNA of Talaromyces amestolkiae, 2064 nucleotides long. RefSeq lists its product as uncharacterized. The record is from RefSeq and is a predicted model, not a curated record. NCBI's taxonomy places the organism in Eukaryota, Fungi, Ascomycota, Eurotiomycetes, Eurotiales, Trichocomaceae. The transcript is spliced from 3 exons. The coding region runs from base 1 to 2064 and encodes 687 amino acids.
AUGCCGGUGGUCAAUAAAGAGUCUCUCAGCACGACUCUGGGUUCAAAUUCGCAAUCUCAAGGCAGCAAGAACAAGACUAUCACUACUGCCACUGCCCCUGCUGCGUCAACUGGGGCCAGCAGGCCUGUCACCAGAAAGAUUACAGACCCUAAUAUGUCAGAUGGUCGACUGCUGGUCAAUCGAAGAUGUAUCUAUGAGCGCAAACUUCCUGGCGAUGCAUAUGUCACCGCUCAUGCAGAACGCCUACAACAUGGCUACUUUAGCAGCAAGAACACUUCAGACCCCGAAAUCGCCCACGUGGACUUUCUCGCUGUCAAUAUUGUGAUGCAUCCUGGCGACUCUGGGAAGCAUCGCUUCAAAUCUGCGACGAUCAAAGCGAGCAUACAAAAUUCUCCCGUGGGCCCUAGUACUGAAAAUCCCUACCCAUAUCCUCAAGAGAAUCCCAAAUUUUUGAUGCAUGCACCUCAUCUGAUCUAUGGCGCCGUUUCUCCCGAAACCUUGCAGUGGACGUUUAGCUUGGCCGGAUCGCUGGGCAUUUCUGAAAGCCCAGUUGCGGCCUCAGUCACCCCGUCAGGCACAAGAAGUGCAUCGUACAAAAUUUACGAGAUGAUGAAGAUUCAAGGCUCAUGCCGGACUCUAAGAAGCCGUGAUGGCCCGGAAUUCAAUGUGGAGGAUGGUGAAGUCGUCUGGUCACUCAGCGAGAACGGUCUACAGAGAUCUGGUCUUCCCAGGGAAUUCACUUUCGUCAUGUUGAUACAGAAGCCGAGCGCCGACAGCAAAAUUACAUUCAAAAUUGACAUCGACCCAGUGAUCGACGUUUGGUAUGGGAGAUAUCCCGGUUGGUGGAUCAACAGACCCAUCUAUCAACCUCUACACAAACGGGGAGUUAAUUUCCGGACCGAGUUUGGGCAACGCUUUGCUCCUAUCGAUGACUCAGAGAAAAGAUUCAAUUUUGCUACACUUGCACAAUCACUAGAUGACUAUGUGAACAUGCCAGGUAGCACUUAUUCGUCGAAUGCAUCGCUCCGCUCGGCCGCAUCUUGUGCUAUGAAAGAUUAUGUGUCACCCGAUGGUGUUUAUAACGAUCCCACUGGCACGAAAAUCUCGAAUCCAGGAAAUGCCCCCCAGUCAUCACUUCCUUCCGGUGAUAAUAGCAACAAUAAUGAUUCUCAACCAGUGUAUAUUCCGGAGUACCCACAAUACCCAGGAUAUCCUCAGUAUCAGUAUCCUCCGUCUCAGCCAACAUAUUACCCUCCGUAUCCGAGCACAGGUCAGGUCUGGCCAACCGGUUCGCCAUUUCAACGCGGCUGGCCGCGAGGUGGACCUUACUAUGGAGGACCUCCUGGUAACGAUGGCAACAAUGCUGAGAGUACUAUCAACGUAAGGAUUUCUCUGGACAGCGCUAUCGCCUCGAACAUCGUGGCUGCCACUUUGGGGUCACCGAUUCGACGUCCUUCUCCUUUUUUGACAGCUCCAAACAAAUCAAAUAAUCUGGAUUCGUCACCGCUUUCUAAAGCACCGCCAUCUGAUGGAACUUCGGCCAUAAGAACAAAAUCACUGCGACGAACCAAAUCCCGUGAUCGGCUGGACAGACUUUCAUCAAGUCCGAGAUCCUUAGUCAACACGGAUCCCGCAAAGCAUGAUUCGUUCUAUCAGAGACAAUCAGAUCAUCUGAAUUACGGAAACACAACAACCGAUGAUACAUCGAACGGGUUGAUAGCCAGUCCACAGCUUGAUUCACCGACGAUGUACGAAAUCAACGACACUCCGCCCCCUAACAGCAUCCGGGAUCCCACUGUUGUCAACGGACAUGAUUUGGAUACUCCAUCUAGGUCUACGAACUAUACCGGACUGUCGAAUGGAAUAAAACAAUACACCCCUCUUACGAAUGGCGUUCAGAGUACUACACCUCCCUCGAGCGGCAUACAACGCAUGCGCAAUGGUAUGGGUACUGGUCAUCUUCGUCGAAGAUCGGCUUCUUACGCGCAAAAUGGAUAUCAAAAUCAAUACAAUCGCUACUCUUAUCCGAUGGUAUCAAAUGAAGAUGAUCCUGGGAUGUUUUAA